This is a messenger RNA of Rhagoletis zephyria (snowberry fruit fly), 1705 nucleotides long. RefSeq names its product Glutamine synthetase 1 (gene Gs1). Lineage: Eukaryota; Metazoa; Arthropoda; Insecta; Diptera; Tephritidae. Gene Ontology annotation, cellular component: cytoplasm. The record is from RefSeq and is a predicted model, not a curated record. Gene Ontology annotation, molecular function: glutamine synthetase activity.
GAAAAGUGAGCGUUCCACUCAGUUCGCAGUCAGACAGUAUUCAAACCUCAUAGAAAACGGGUGUUAGAAACUCGGAAGCUCCGUUUUAAAUACAUAUAUUUUGUAUUCACAAAGCCAUAAAAAGUGUGACAGUAAAAAUAAUUACUAAAAUAAAGAAGUGUUUAUCUAAACAAAAAGUACGAAGAGAAUUCCACAAAAUAAAUGCAUACAAAGUGUUUUAAGUGCUACGCACAAAUCUAUCACUUUCGGACAUUUUUCAAGUUUAGUAUAGCGCACUUGUGUAAUUUCAAGUAAUUUGUGCGUCACUCUUAUCACCUUCCUCUACUGAAUCGUACAUCCUUGGCGUUCGUUAACUCCUGCGAAAGCGCGCUGAAAAAAUUUUCCAACUUUUUUCUCCUUAAAAGUCAACAUUAAAUUUAACUAGCAAAAUGGCUUUACGUUGUGCCGGUUUAUUUAUCAGCAAGGAGCUCGCGGUCCCGUCCCAGCUGGCAACACACUUCCGCAACCUUAAUUUGACCUCUGUGCGCCAAGCACAUUUCCUCAAGAAUUCACCCAAUGCUGCACUCAGUAAGACACUGUUGGAUCGUUAUCGCGAACUCGAAACCCCAAGUAAUCGCGUACAGGCUACUUAUCUGUGGAUCGAUGGCACUGGUGAGAAUAUCCGUUUAAAGGAUCGUGUCUUGAAUAAAGUGCCCAGUACUGUGCAAGAUCUUCCCCAAUGGCAGUAUGAUGGCAGCUCGACUUAUCAGGCUUCCGGUGAAAACUCGGACACCACCCUAGUGCCACGUGCCCUCUAUCGGGAUCCUUUCAAGCCCGGCAAGAAUGAUAUUAUUGUGAUGUGUGAUACCUACACAGCUGAUGGACAUCCUACACCCUCCAACAAGCGUGCUGCCUGCCAGGAAGCUAUAGAUAAAGUCGCUGAUCAGGAGCCCUGGUUCGGCAUAGAACAGGAGUAUACCUUACUUGAUGUAGAAGGACGUCCUUUCGGCUGGCCCGAGGGUGGCUUCCCCGCUCCCCAAGGACCUUACUAUUGUGGAGUGGGCGCUGACCGCGUUUACGCGCGUGAACUAGUUGAAGCACACGCCAUUGCUUGCUUGUAUGCUGGUAUUGAAUUUGCCGGAACUAAUGCUGAAGUUAUGCCUGCACAGUGGGAAUACCAGGUGGGCCCUUGCGUUGGUCUUAAAGCUAGUGAUGAUCUCUGGGUCUCACGCUACAUUCUACAACGCAUUGCUGAGGAAUACGGGAUUGUCGUCACGUUCGAUCCCAAACCAAUGGAAGGACCAUGGAAUGGUGCUGGUGCGCAUCACAAUUUCUCCACCAAAGCAAUGCGUGUCGAUGGUGGUAUGAAAGCCAUUGAGGAGGCUAUUAAGAAGCUGAGCAAACACCAAGAGCGCCACAUUCGUGCCUAUGAUCCCAAAGAGGGCAAAGAUAACGAACGUCGUUUGGUGGGUCGUUUGGAGACUUCAAGCAUCGACAAGUUCUCUUGGGGAGUAGCUAACCGUGGAUCCAGCGUGCGUAUUCCACGUGGUGUUGCCACAGCUGGCAAAGGCUAUUUCGAAGAUCGUCGUCCCAGCUCUAACUGCGAUCCUUAUGCUGUUUGCAAUGCACUGGUCAGAACCUGUCUACUCGAUGAAUAAAUUGAGAAUGCAAAUAGCGCAAGCUCAUACGCUACAAGUUAGACAAAAAAAAUUUAAUAGCGAAAAAA